This is a messenger RNA of Gymnogyps californianus (California condor), 1818 nucleotides long. It is a transcript of the gene PDPK1, whose product is annotated as 3-phosphoinositide dependent protein kinase 1. The record is from RefSeq and is a predicted model, not a curated record. The transcript has 14 exons. Lineage: Eukaryota; Metazoa; Chordata; Aves; Accipitriformes; Cathartidae. Gene Ontology annotation, molecular function: protein serine/threonine kinase activity; ATP binding. The coding region runs from base 26 to 1696 and encodes 556 amino acids. Gene Ontology annotation, biological process: peptidyl-serine phosphorylation; intracellular signal transduction.
GGGCCGCGCCGGCCGGGCGGGGCCCAUGGCCAGCACCAGCAGCCACCUGUAUGAUGCUGUUCCAAUCCAGUCUAGCGUGGUGUUAUGCUCCUGUUCGUCCCCAUCAAUGGUGAGGAACCAAGCAGAUUCCAGCACUCCAUCUGUCAUUUCCACCUGUGGCAGCAGACAGGCAUCUAACAUGGAGGGCACUGCAGCUGAAUCAAGAUCUAGUUCAAACUCCUUGCAGCAACAUACAGGACAGCAGCCUCCACAACCUCGAAAGAAACGACCUGAUGACUUCAAAUUUGGGAAAAUUCUGGGUGAAGGAUCUUUUUCAACGGUUGUCUUGGCUCGAGAAUUGGCAAGUUCUAGAGAAUAUGCCAUUAAAAUUCUAGAAAAACGUCAUAUCAUAAAAGAAAACAAGGUGCCGUAUGUGACACGAGAGAGAGAUGUAAUGUCCCGCCUGGAUCACCCUUUUUUUGUGAAACUCUACUUCACCUUUCAGGAUGAUGAAAAGCUAUAUUUUGGGCUUAGCUAUGCCAAAAAUGGAGAGCUGCUAAAGUAUAUACGCAAAAUUGGCUCAUUUGAUGAGACCUGUACAAGGUUCUACACUGCUGAAAUUGUAUCAGCCCUGGAGUAUUUGCAUGGGAAAGGAAUAAUUCACAGGGACCUUAAGCCAGAGAACAUCUUGCUAAAUGAAGAUAUGCACAUUCAAAUAACAGACUUUGGAACAGCAAAAGUAUUAUCUGCAGAUAGCAGACAAGCACGGGCAAACUCAUUUGUAGGAACAGCACAGUAUGUUUCUCCAGAACUGCUGACAGAGAAAUCUGCCUGUAAAAGCUCUGACCUCUGGGCUCUGGGAUGUAUAAUAUAUCAGCUUGUAGCUGGAUUGCCUCCAUUUAGAGCUGGAAAUGAAUAUCUUAUAUUCCAGAAGAUAAUAAAGUUGGAAUAUGACUUUCCAGAAAAAUUUUUUCCCAAGGCAAAAGACCUUGUUGAAAAGCUAUUGGUUCUAGAUGCUACCAACAGAUUAGGUUGUGAAGAAAUGGGAGGAUAUGGACCUCUUAAGGCUCACCCCUUCUUCGAAUCCAUUGUGUGGGAGAACCUACAUCUUCAGACACCCCCAAAACUUACAGCGUAUUUACCUGCUAUGUCAGAGGAUGAUGAAGACUGUUAUGGAAAUUAUGACAAUCUCCUGAGUCAGUUUGGUUGCAUGCAAGUUUCUGGUUCUGCCUCUUCCCAUUCACUGUCUGCCCCAGACACAAGUACACCACAGACAUCAGGAGGAAAUAUUGAACAGUAUAUUCAUGAUCUUGACAACAAUUCCUUUGAGCUGGACUUACAGUUUUCUGAAGAUGAAAAGAGGUUACUUCUGGCAAAACAAGCUGGUGGAAAUCCUUGGCAUCAGUUUGUAGAAAAUAACUUAAUCCUAAAAAUGGGUCCAGUGGACAAAAGAAAGGGAUUGUUUGCACGUCGGCGCCAAUUGCUGCUCACAGAAGGGCCCCACCUGUAUUAUGUGGAUCCUGUCAACAAAGUUCUAAAAGGAGAAAUUCCAUGGUCUUUAGAGUUGCGGCCAGAAGCCAAGAAUUUUAAGACAUUUUUUGUUCACACACCAAACAGGACAUAUUACCUGAUGGACCCAAGUGGGAACGCUCAUAAAUGGUGCAAAAAGAUACAUGAAGUUUGGCGGCACAGAUACCACCAGAAUGCUGCUAAAUAGUAAAGCUCAUCCAAAAUUUCCCAGUUUCCCUACUUGCUGCUAGAACUCCGUGUGCAGCCGAUCAGAGGAAUCUUUUCAACCCACCUGUUACCAUCUCAAGGGGAAGCAUAUGUCUGAAAUGU